This is a messenger RNA of Malania oleifera, 1938 nucleotides long. RefSeq names its product protein pleiotropic regulatory locus 1. The transcript has 18 exons. The record is from RefSeq and is a predicted model, not a curated record. Gene Ontology annotation, molecular function: protein binding. Gene Ontology annotation, biological process: mRNA splicing, via spliceosome. Bases 202 to 1662 code for a protein of 486 amino acids. Gene Ontology annotation, cellular component: catalytic step 2 spliceosome; precatalytic spliceosome; Prp19 complex. Lineage: Eukaryota; Viridiplantae; Streptophyta; Magnoliopsida; Santalales; Ximeniaceae.
GGUGGUUUGUUCUGCAACAGCGAUACGGCGUCGGUUCGAGGUCUCAAGAAUCGCGAACCCUCGGUCUCUCUCGCGAGUCUCGCAGAUGUUCUCUCUUUCUCCGUCCCGGUCUCCGUCCGUCUCUCAGUAACAGUACAUCGGAGAUCUAAAACCCUCAGUUUACCGGCGAACAUAGCGAACCGUGCGUGGGAAGGAGAAGCAAUGCCGGGCGCAACCAUGGAAAUGGAGCCGGUCGAGCCCCAAUCGCUGAAGAAGCUCAGCCUCAAAUCCUUGAAGCGAGCUCUCGACCUGUUCUCCCCGGUCCACGGCCACCUCGCCCCUCCUGAUGCUGAUAGUAAGAAGAUUCGAAUGAGCCAUAAGAUGCAUUUUGAAUAUGGAGGCAUAAAAAGUGGAACAGAUCAGCCUUCUACCCAAGCCAAUACUGUUCCACCGGAUCAAGGUCAACAAGCAUCGGGUCCUUCCACCACCCUCGCUCUGCCAGGUACAGAAGAUUCCAGGGAUCCUCUGGUGGGAGGGGCUCAAAAUGCUUUAGUUGUUGGUCCAUCUGUGCAACCAAAGGGACUAAAUGAUGGCGGCCUUGCUGGUAAAAGUGGUGCUUUGGUUUCUGCUUCCGGGUCAUCGGAAAGGAAUUUUUCAACUUCUGCAAUUAUGGAAAGAAUCCCGAGCAAAUGGCCACGCCCUGUGUGGCGUCCUCCGUGGAAAAACUACAGGGUCAUCAGUGGCCAUUUGGGAUGGGUGAGAUCUAUUGCUUUUGAUCCUAGUAAUACAUGGUUUUGCACUGGUUCUGCAGAUCGCACAAUUAAGAUAUGGGAUGUAGCAAGUGGAAGACUAAAGCUCACACUAACUGGACACAUUGAACAAAUAAGAGGUCUAGCUGUUAGCAACAAGCAUACCUAUAUGUUCUCUGCUGGUGAUGACAAGCAAGUCAAAUGCUGGGAUCUUGAACAGAAUAAGGUCAUUAGGUCUUAUCAUGGCCACCUAAGUGGAGUUUACUGCUUGGCUCUUCAUCCCACCAUUGACAUUUUGCUCACAGGGGGACGUGACUCUGUCUGCCGGGUCUGGGAUAUUCGUAGCAAGAUGCAAAUUCAUGCAUUGUCGGGGCAUGAUAACACAGUUUGCUCAGUUUUCACUCGACCUACGGAUCCACAAGUCGUAACUGGCUCCCAUGACACGACUAUUAAGUUCUGGGAUCUUAGAUAUGGAAAAACGAUGGUAACUCUCACGCAUCAUAAAAAAUCUGUGAGAGCAAUGGCACUGCAUCCCAAUGAGCAUGCUUUUGCAUCUGCAUCAGCUGACAACAUAAAGAAAUUCAGCCUUCCAAAAGGAGAAUUUUUGCACAACAUGCUUUCUCAGCAGAAAACUAUCAUUAAUGCAAUGGCUGUCAAUGAAGAUGGUGUGAUGGCUACUGCAGGUGACAAUGGGAGUUUAUGGUUCUGGGAUUGGAAGAGUGGUCACAAUUUCCAGCAAGCCCAAACAAUUGUACAGCCUGGUUCGCUGGAUAGCGAAGCUGGCAUUUACGCUCUCUCAUACGACAUAACUGGUUCAAGGCUUGUUACUUGUGAAGCUGACAAGACAAUUAAAAUGUGGAGAGAAGAUGAGAAUGCCACCCCAGAAACUCAUCCCCUCAGUUUCAAGCCGCCAAAAGACAUGCGACGAUUUUAGCGUGGCUAUAUAUUUAUUGGGGAAUUAAUUCUGGAUGUUUGAUGUCACCGACAUCAGGAGCAUGGGAGAUUACCACCGAGAACAUUCGGAAAAAAAAAAAAAACUGAUUCCCAAUUUUUGUCACAUCUCAUUUAUAUGUUGUAGAUUCUCUUACACCAAAUGAUGUUUUCAUCUGGCCUGGGGAAGAUGUCAGCUGGGAAAUAUAUUUGUUGAAUUCAGAUUGAUGCCUAUUCUAUAUUCGUUGAGCUUGAGUUAUACAAUGGAAGGUUUGGCAUC